Molecule: messenger RNA, 660 nt
Organism: Drosophila nasuta
Lineage: Eukaryota; Metazoa; Arthropoda; Insecta; Diptera; Drosophilidae
Product: period circadian protein-like
Exons: 1
Coding region: 1-606 (201 amino acids)
Source: RefSeq, a predicted model, not a curated record
AUGCGCUUUGCCUUCGUUUUAGUUUUUGCUCUCAUCAGCGGCCCAAUCGUUGCUAGAUGCGCCGCAGCGGAUACUACCGGCACAACGGGUACUACCGGCAGCACAACGGGUACUACUGGCAGCACAACAGGUACUACAGGCAGCACAACGGGUACUACCGGUAGCUCAACAGGCAGCACAACAGGUACUACCGGUAGCUCAACAGGCAGCACAACGGGUACUACCGGUAGCUCAACAGGCAGCACAACGGGUACUACCGGCAGCUCCACGGGUACUACUGGAAGCUCAACAUCUACGUCGUCAGGCACCCCGGCAGCAAGUUCGUCCACCAGUCCAUCAACAACCUCUUCGACUAGUCCUUCCAGCAGCCCAUCAUCGACUACUUCCACAACUACUCCUUCCGACAGCAGCUCCAGCACCACUACCGAUUCGGAGGAAGCCGAAAGACUUCGCGAAAGAAUUAGGCGCUUGAGAGCCGAACGUCGCCGAUUGAGAAAUGAGCUUCGUAGAUCAAGAGCUCGUACAGCCGCGAUCCGAAGAAGGCGCAACGCUGCAGUUAAUAGGCGUCUACGCCAACGCGCAAACAGGAUCAAUCGCCGUGGUUGAAGUAUCCAGUGAAGAGUCUCAAUUUAGAUAAUUUCAAAUUAAUAAAAUAUAAAU